UGUGCGGUGUGUUGCUCUCAUGAGAGAACCUCUCACGGACGAUACUCCCGAUCGAGUGCCUCGCUUUCGGUCGGCUCGGAGCUUCGCUUUCCCGCACCGGUCUCGAGGAAUCUCGGCGCAGAGCUCGAGACUGUGAGCGGCGGCGUAAACAAGCUCUUCCAAAAAUGGAUACGACUCCCUGAGGCGGAAGUGUAUGCUGACGGCUUUCGACUCUUGUUGACGUUCGUCGGAGAAACAUGACUUCGAGAAACCGCGGAAACUGAAACGGACUCCCGGAUCGAAGUGCCCAACAGUCGAGAUGACCCGCUGGGCGAGAGUUCAGUCGACACAUCGUACGCAGAAGAAACCCGAGGACGCCACGCCUUGGGAGGAAUUCCAGAAACAGCGGAAUCAGCUGAAACAACCUUCGACGUCGGAUGGCGACUCCGGUACAAAGGCAGGCACCGCAGCCAGCACCCAGAAAGGAAUACAUCGAGAGCCUGACAAAAAAAGGCGAAUCACUGAUGAAGAGCGGAAGCGCUUAAAAAAAGAGAAAAUCAUCAAGAAAAUGCGCGAAGAGCGCGAAAAAAAGGGUUUGGUUCUACUUCCUGAGAAAAUUGAGAAGAAAAUAUACCGCAUGAAGAAGGCUAUGCGAGCGAAAGGCAAAACCCCGCAAGAGAUCAAAGACGAAAUACGACAGUUCCGACGGAAAGAGGAGCUCACGUAUCGGAAGCAAUGUGCCAAGGCCUGUCUACAUUGUCGCGAGCCCGGUCAUAAGGUAGCAGACUGCCCGAAAGCCCCAAAGUGUGGUAUCUGCUACAAGUGCGGUGCAUCGGAUCACACCUCGUCAAGCUGCUUGAAAGCUCCCGGGGAAGGAUACAAGUUUGCCGCUUGUUUUGUGUGCGGAGAACAGGGUCAUAUAUCACGAGAAUGUCCGAAGAACGACAAAGGAGCCUAUCCCAAGGGCGGUGGCUGCAGAUUUUGUGGAUCGAACAAGCAUAAGAGACAAGAGUGUCCCGAGCGGAAGGCCAAGCUCCAAAACGGGGAAGAAGAGAUCGUCGCCGAGGUAGUGACUGAUGUGAAACUGAACGUGGACAGAGAGCCCCGGGAAAUCCAGGUUCCUUCGACAUCGAGCCCUACGAAGCCUAAACUCAUUCGCUUCUAGUGCUCUGGUUGAUUUAUUUCUCUAGUUGUUGAGUCUGUUGUGAUAUGUUUAGAAUAAAGCUCGGACAAGCCCUUCGACCCGAGCUGGUUCCACAAGAGAAA
Galendromus occidentalis (western predatory mite) is the source of this 1245-nucleotide messenger RNA. Its product is annotated as zinc finger CCHC domain-containing protein 9. The record is from RefSeq and is a predicted model, not a curated record. Gene Ontology annotation, molecular function: nucleic acid binding; zinc ion binding. The coding region runs from base 299 to 1144 and encodes 281 amino acids. The transcript has 5 exons. Gene Ontology annotation, cellular component: nucleolus. Lineage: Eukaryota; Metazoa; Arthropoda; Arachnida; Mesostigmata; Phytoseiidae.